This is a messenger RNA of Cynara cardunculus var. scolymus (artichoke), 3239 nucleotides long. RefSeq names its product protein RRC1-like. NCBI's taxonomy places the organism in Eukaryota, Viridiplantae, Streptophyta, Magnoliopsida, Asterales, Asteraceae. Gene Ontology annotation, biological process: RNA processing. Gene Ontology annotation, cellular component: nucleus. Gene Ontology annotation, molecular function: RNA binding. The record is from RefSeq and is a predicted model, not a curated record.
CUGAGCUUACAUUACACACUGCUCCGACGAUCAUGGCCGCUUUCACUAGACUACACGAUUAAUAACAGCCAAAUUUAAGGGAUAGAAAGAGAUCGCCGAGGAGAGUAACCGGAUCUAUGAUUCUUUUACGCCUGUUUCAUCCACGGAUCAGCAAAACCGGUUAAAGAAUUUUAUAUGGAAAGAUGAGUUCUUUCUCGAUUACAAGGAAGAAGACGCCUUUUCAAAAGCAUAGGGAAGAGGAAGAGGCAAAGAAGAAGAGGGCAGAGGAUGAAACAGCUCGUUUAUAUGCUGAGUUUGUGGAGUCUUUUCAAGGGGAUAAUGCACCUGGGUCAAAGGCUUUUGUUCGAGGAGGAACAAUUAACCCGGGUGAAAAAGUGAAGGCUGAUAUUGAAGGUGGAAAUUCCAAAGAUGUGGUAUCUGGUUCAAAGAAGGGGAGUAGGUAUGUUCCUUCUUUUAUACCUCCUCCAAUGGCAACCAAGGGUAAAGAAUACGAGAAAAAGGAGGAGGAGAGGCCAAAGGAGAAAGAGAAAGGGAAGUCAAGAAAUAUAGACCAUUUUAUGGAGGAGUUGAAGCAUGAGCAAGAAAUGAGGGAAAGACGAAACCAAGAACGCGAACAAUGGCGUGAUGGACGUCACACUGAUACUUCAACUCCAUCUAGUCGGUUUGAUGAUUUUCCUGAUGAUUUUGAUCCAAGUGGGAAGCCUGGAUCCUUUGAUGAUGGAGAUCCUCAGACUACCAAUCUAUAUGUCGGAAAUCUUUCACCUCAGGUAGAUGAAAAUUUUCUCUUGAGAACAUUUGGAAGAUUUGGACCCAUUGCGAGUGUGAAGAUAAUGUGGCCUAGGACUGAAGAAGAGCGCAGGCGACAAAGGAAUUGUGGCUUUGUGGCAUUCAUGAAUAGAGCAGAUGGACAAGCUGCAAAAGACGAAAUGCAAGGGGUGAUCGUUUACGAAUACGAGUUGAAGAUUGGGUGGGGUAAAUCUGUUUCCCUCCCAUCACAAGCACUCUCUGCUCCUCCCCCAGGACAUAUGGCUAUCAGGAGUAAAGAGGGUGCCACUGUAGUCUUGUCUGGGCCAUCUGGUCCUCCAGUUACUUCUGUUCCAAGCCAGAACUCUGAGCUGGUUCUUACUCCAAAUGUACCUGAUAUAACUGUCACUCCACCUGAAGAUGAUCAUCUUCGGCAUGUGAUUGAUACAAUGGCUCUUUAUGUUCUUGAUGGAGGUUGUGCUUUUGAGCAAGCUAUAAUGGAGAGGGGCCGUGGAAAUUCUCUUUUCAGUUUCUUGUUUGAACUUGGCUCAAAGGAGCAUACUUACUAUGUUUGGAGGCUGUAUUCCUUUGCGCAGGGUGAUACUUUGCAACGGUGGCGAACUGACCCUUUCAUCAUGAUAACUGGUAGUGGGAGAUGGGUGCCUCCUGCUUUGCCAACAUCUAAGAGCCCAGAGCACGAGGAGUCUGGAGCCACAUUUGCUGCCGGAAAAAGCAGGCGUGCGGAACCAGAAUGGACACUGACUGAUGCACAGAGAGAUGAAUUUGAAGAUAUGCUUCGUGCUUUGACAUUAGAAAGAACUCUAAUCAAGGAAGCAAUGGGUUUUGCAUUAGACAACGCUGAUGCUGCUGGAGAGAUAGUUGAAGUUUUGACCGAGUCAUUGACACUUAAAGAAACACCAAUACCAACUAAAGUUGCAAGGCUCAUGCUUGUCUCGGAUGUUCUUCACAACAGUAGUGCUCCUGUAAAGAAUGCAUCGGCGUAUCGCACCAAAUUUGAGGCAACUCUGCCAGAUAUAAUGGAAAGCUUUAACGACUUAUAUCGAGGUAUCACAGGAAGAAUAACUGCAGAGGCCCUUAAGGUAGCUUUAUAUAUGGCAGAAGCAAUUGCCUCCCCGUUGUUUGUUUUGUUUCUAAUCAAAUUUGACUCUCAUGCUCAGGAACGAGUUCUGAAAGUUCUUCAGGUAUGGGCCGACUGGUUUCUUUUCUCGGAUGCAUAUGUCAGCGGGUUACGAGUUACGUUUCUUAGAUCAGGGAGCUCUGGUGUUGUUCCUUUCCACUCGAUUUGUGGUGAUGCACCAGACGUUGAAAAGAAGGGCAACUCUAAUGACAUAGGCGGUGGUGGAAAGAUCAAUCCUGAUGCAGCAUUGGCAAUGGGCAAAGGAGCUGCUAUGAAAGAACUUUCGAGUCUUCCUCUUGCUGAGCUGGAAAGACGAUGCAGACAUAAUGGAUUAUCUCUUGUUGGGGGUAGGGAAAUGAUGGUUGCACGAUUGCUUUAUCUGGAAGAGGCAGAAAAACAGAGGGGUUAUGAGCUUAAUGAUGAUUUGAGGUAUGUUCAGAACAAUGCAAGUUCUGGUGGGCACCUGAGUAUACCAAAAGAGGUCGAUGUAGAAAUGAAGCCUGUGGGAUUGUCAGGAUGGACAAACCGUGUCGAGGAUGAUACUCAAUCAGAAGGCAAAGGUUCUUCGUCUUUAGCCUCAAUGAUUAAUAUCCCACAUCCUGAGCUGAAAGCAUUCCCAAAUGAAACAAAAGUGGAAUCCGUAUUGCCAGCCUCAAAGUGGGCGAGAGAGGAUGACGAAAGUGACGAUGAACAAAAGAGAAGUACUAGAGAUCUUGGAUUGAGUUAUUCAUCUUCUGGAAGCGAGAAUGGCGGUGGUGGUCUUGGCAACACAAAAGAUAUGGAGUUUGCAAGCAAUGCAGGUAUUUCAGCACAUUCUGAUAGUGGGCUAAAUGAAGAGCAGAGGCAAAAGUUGAGGCGUCUUGAGGUUGCAUUGAUGGAGUAUCGUGAAUCCCUGGAAGAGCGGGGGAUAAAGAACAUGGAAGAAAUUGAAAGAAAAGUAGCAAUCCAUCGGAAACGGCUACAUACUGAAUAUGGCUUAAUGGACUCUAGUGAAGAUGCGUCACACAACAGAAGAUCUUCCAUGGAGAGGAGGGAGAGAAGAGAUGGGUCCCGUGAAUCUUCAAGAAAGCGGCACCGCAGUCAUAGUGGCGGGGAAAGCCCACAGCAUAAAUCAUCUAGCAGAGACAGGGAGAGGGAGAGUGAUGUUAGAGAGCGGCAUCACAGGAUUAAUAGAAGUUAUGAUCAAGAAAGUGAAAGGGGAAAGGAACGAGAUCGUGAUAGGGAUAGGGAUAGAAGAAGAAGAAUGAAAUGAGUUGAGAACUCUUAACCUUCCUUAAUCAGUACGAUUGGAUAGCGAUCGAUAUGUGUAGAAAAAAUGAACCCUUUUUUGUUUUAACAGAAAGUUGCAGGUUUUCUU